GACAGAAGGAGCAGUUUGUCAGCUAUUAAGAGUUUUCCGUUCCCGCGCCGGCCCGCCUGGUCCCGGACGUCAAGGCAAGCUGUGCAGCAGCGCGGCGCCCCGGCGCCCUCGCCGGCACCAUGGCCCGAAAUGCAGAAAAGGCUAUGACUGCCCUGGCAAGAUUUCGUCAGGCUCAGCUGGAAGAGGGAAAAGUCAAGGAACGAAGACCCUUUCUUGCUUCUGAAUGUACUGAGUUGCCCAAAGCUGAGAAAUGGAGACGACAGAUCAUUGGAGAGAUCUCAAAAAAAGUUGCUCAGAUUCAGAAUGCUGGUUUAGGGGAAUUCCGAAUUCGAGACCUGAAUGAUGAAAUUAACAAGCUGCUAAGGGAGAAAGGACACUGGGAGGUCCGCAUCAAGGAGCUGGGCGGCCCUGACUAUGGAAAAGUUGGCCCUAAGAUGCUGGAUCAUGAAGGUAAAGAAGUUCCUGGAAACCGUGGUUACAAGUACUUCGGGGCAGCCAAAGAUUUGCCUGGUGUCAGAGAACUGUUUGAGAAAGAACCUCUCCCUCCUCCCAGAAAAACACGUGCUGAGCUCAUGAAGGCGAUCGACUUUGAAUACUAUGGUUACCUGGAUGAAGAUGACGGAGUUAUCGUGCCUUUGGAACAAGACUAUGAAAAGAAACUCAGAGCUGAGCUGGUGGGGAAAUGGAAAGCAGAGAGAGAGGCUCGCCUGGCAAGGGGAGAAAAGGAAGAGGAGGAGGAAGAGGAAGAGGAGAUCAACAUCUAUGCUGUCACCGAAGAGGAGUCUGAUGAGGAAGGCAGCCAAGAGAAGGCAGGGGAAGACGGUCAGCAGAAGUUCAUUGCCCACGUGCCGGUGCCUUCGCAGCAGGAGAUCGAGGAGGCGCUUGUACGGAGGAAGAAAAUGGAACUGCUCCAGAAAUAUGCAAGUGAGACCCUGCAGGCACAGAGUGAAGAAGCCAAGCGGCUCUUGGGGUACUAGGAUGAGCCAGAGCCCUUCUCGGACCCUGGGAGAUGUGCUGGGUGUGCUUGUGACGCCCCUGGCGUCAUCCUCAUAGCUGCCCUGGGCUAUAGCCUGGCUGGCCAGUGCUGGGAGGCCCUGUGACUUUCUCAUCCUGCAUAUCGCCUCUGUCCUUUUCUGGAUGUGUGGGCUGGCCUGAUGGUAAGGCCCUGGCCCUGACUUCCCCGUAAGCUGCCAGGGUACCGAAGACUAGCCAUCACUUUUUACAGAUGCAUUUGCUACCAUAUGGAUCCAUUUAUUUUUAUUUUGGAAUGUGUAAAAUCAACUCUCUGUCUGAAAAUUUAUUCUACCUUAUACUAUGGUUUUUGGGAGAGAGAAGGAUUAAUUAGUAACCAACAUUAAGAAUGCAUGAUUUUUAUUCAAAUCAUAUUCAAAUUCAAAGACAUAUCUUCUCCGGAAAACUGAGAUGAUGUGUCUACCCUGAGAUGGAACUCCACUGUCAGCAGUAAAGCCACCCCUUUGUGCUGGGCACUGCUUUACUUUGUCAUGGUCCCCCUCUGUGAUAACCUGCUUCACCCUCUCCUGUCUUGUGGACAGGAAUUCUGAGUUUGCAACCUUACUUUUAUAACUUGUUUCAGAGAAAGCUGCUUUUAUUAAAUAUUUUAAUAAGAAAGGAA
Messenger RNA from Peromyscus californicus insignis, 1633 nucleotides. It is a transcript of the gene Isy1, whose product is annotated as ISY1 splicing factor homolog. The record is from RefSeq and is a predicted model, not a curated record. Bases 120 to 977 code for a protein of 285 amino acids. Gene Ontology annotation, biological process: generation of catalytic spliceosome for second transesterification step; mRNA 3'-splice site recognition. NCBI's taxonomy places the organism in Eukaryota, Metazoa, Chordata, Mammalia, Rodentia, Cricetidae. The transcript has 11 exons. Gene Ontology annotation, cellular component: post-spliceosomal complex; post-mRNA release spliceosomal complex; Prp19 complex.